Morone saxatilis (striped sea-bass) is the source of this 3818-nucleotide messenger RNA. It is a transcript of the gene il20ra, whose product is annotated as interleukin 20 receptor, alpha. Lineage: Eukaryota; Metazoa; Chordata; Actinopteri; Moronidae. The coding region runs from base 192 to 2279 and encodes 695 amino acids. The transcript has 7 exons. Gene Ontology annotation, molecular function: protein binding. The record is from RefSeq and is a predicted model, not a curated record.
CAGGGCUUCUUUUAAUCGCAGAGGUACCGGUUAUAGGCGGCUGAUACCCAAGCACUCCGCCAUAAUUCGCAGUUUGUUUGUGUUUUUACUUUCUGUUUGUUUUAGCUGACUCUUUUUCAUCGUGUGGAGUGCCGGCAGCUACUGUCCGAGCAGGUGGGGAGCCGAGAAGCUGCCGAAAAUGUUGUGAAAAAAUGUGGACAGUGUUACUCUUUCUGUACCUGGGGGCUCUGCACUGCUCAGUCUCCUCCUCUCCUCCCAGCCCCGUCAAUGUCAUCUUCUCCUCUCUGAAUCUGAGGAAUGUACUGCAAUGGCUCCCAGGAAAUGGCACACUGGAUGACACACACUUUACAGUGCAGUAUGCCAUCUACGGUGACAGUGUUGAGGGCACAAAACGGGUGCGCUGGAGGGACGUGCGUCGGUGUACAGAAAUAGUGCGGAAAUGGUGCGAUCUGAGCAAUGAGACAGGGGAUCUGACGCAAAGCUAUUAUGCCAGGGUUCGUGCUGUGAGUCGGAGAGCAUCGUCCAAAUGGGCCUUUACACGCAAGAGAUUCGAUCCACAUUCGGACACUACUUUUGGCCCUCCACUGGUUUCCGUAGAAUUAGAGGACAACAGUGCCAUCAUCAGUCUGAGGGGACCAAUGAGAUACCAGCCUAACAAUGACACCCCCGAGGUUUCUAUGGCAACACUCUACUUCCAGAUGACUUACAACCUGUCCAUCCGCGAUACCCGUCGCAUACAGACGAGCUAUAUCCCCAUUGGCUCCGUUCCAUACAAAUACCGCUUGAUGGAAUAUGAUACUAAGUACUGCUUCUCUGCCAUGGCAAGGUUAAUCUCAAUCCCUCUCCAUUGUCAUUCGUCAGCAUGGCACUGUAUAACCACGCCUCCAGACCCUGUGAUUGGCCAGCUACGGAGGGUGGUUGUGGGUAUUGUUGUUCCACUCGUGUGCAUGUGUAUGCUGCUAGUGGUUGGCUACGUUCUCUAUUACUACCUGACGGGGAAAGAAGAGAAGAGCCCGUAUAUACUGAACCCACCUCCUUUUCAUCAGCCCCCUCUGAUGUCCCCCCCUGAGAAUCUCAACAUCACCCUCAUCACCAUCAUCCAGCCAUCAGACCUCGAAAGCAACGUAUCAGACCGUAAUUACCCAAAGCACGACAGACCCUUUGCAGAACCACCACCAGGAUAUGCCCCACAGAGGGCACAGAGGGAAGUACCCCCAGAGCCUGAGGAACCCUGGGAUGAUGAGUCUGUUGACUAUGGGGUUGUUGGCGUAGCUCCUACAAUCAGUGUCCGAGGAGAAGAGGAAGAAAGAGAGGAGAGGAGGCAUGAUGGUGGGGAAGAUGGAAAUGAUCUGAAAGGUAUACACCUGAAAGGCGCAGCAGAAGACAGUUACAAGAAGAAAGAUUGGAGAGUUGGGGAUGGUCACCAUACUGGAGUUCACGCUCUUCAUGCUAAGUCCUACCUUUCGCAGAAGUCAACCCACACCUGCUCACAAACACACAUGCCGACAGAGAUGAGCACACUUAUACAGGCGCAGGCAUUCUCACAGGUAAAUUCUGUUCCACCGACCCACAUGCAGACGCCAUUACUGUCUCUUCAGGGAGCAACCAAAGGAGAGGAGGAUGGAGAGAAGCAGGGUAGAGAGUUUCCUGGUUUAUUUAUAAACAAAACCCCACAAAUUGGCCUCUUCCAUGUGCCUUUAAAUCUACAAACAAAGAAGGAGGGAGGAAUGGAGGAAGAGAUGGAUGGAAAGUUGAGAGCGAUAAGAGAUGGAAAGAUAGGUGGAGGUGUGGAGGAAGAAAGCGAGAGCGAAGGAGCACCUCUUCUUUCGGCUUAUGCCUCUCAGAGUAUCAAAGGCAUGUCUACCUCCCAUGCUGACCAGGCAGAUUUCUUACCAGAUGACUAUGGUGUUCUGAGACUGGCUACCGCGGACAGAACAGAGGAAGAGGAGGAGGAGGAAGAGGAGGGAACUAUUUGUAUUGAUUGGGAUCCCGAGACCAGGCAACUAGUGUUGCCAGAGAUGGGGAUGGAGUUCAGCGGGGAGGAAGGGUUGAUGCAGGGCAAGAAAGGGAGGGAGAACAGGAUGUGUGGAGAGGAGGAGGAGGAGGAGGAGGAAGUGAAUGCUACGAAGGGAGAGUUGAAGCUGGAAAACGUGUAUGUCAGACAAGGGUCCGAGGAAGCGGCAGAGGCACAGAAAGAGAUGGAGAGAGGUGGGGAAAGAGGGUGGGAGGUGGAUGAUAUUUUGACCAAAUGGAACUUGGUAAUCUCGAUGGACCAGUAGAUGAUAUUCAUCAAUAUAUUUACCCCAUUAUUACAGAAAAAUGUUCUUCUGCACUUAGACCGUACACUUAAAUUUAAUAUCAUGAUAGAAAUAAAAAUCAUGGAAAUAUUAUUGUACGAAAUCAGUUUUAUUUAAAUCACACGUGAUAAUAUUAAAUUCGAAGGAGCACUUAGUACUGUAGUAGGGUCUUUUAUACACACGAAUGUUGCUGCUUUAUCAUUAUUAUCCUGAUUUAUGAUGUAUCUGACUAACUCAGUCUAAUCAUUGUUUUAUGCUCGACAUGAAGUCAGACUUCUUGUAAAAGAUAACCUGUGAUAAAGGAUUCUUCCUGAUUAACGCUGUGUGAUACAAAUGUAAACCAUAUUACUCCAUGGUCACUAAUGCGUCACAUCUCAAGCCAAAAGAGCACCAAUGAACUGCUCCGGUUUCAUUUUCCAGAACUAUCAUAAAAAUACCAGAUUAGAUUACAUUGUGGACAGAUUGCACAAUCUUUGUGAUUGUGAUUUUAGUGAGUUCUGGAGAUUUAGUAGUAGUUAAAAAGUCCUAUAAAGAAACUUUAUGUUGGUGUUGCCUUCUACUUUAACAAAAAAAUAUCUGUUUACUUGAUAGUUGCAGUAGUUGUGGGUAGUUUUGGUUGUGGUCUACUCUGUUCCUGUUUUAGUUCCAGGUGAAGUACUUAAACUGUUUUUGUUGAGACAGUAUUUUUAUUGGUAUGUUGGUGGCAGAAUCAUAAUGUUAUAAUUCCUCAUUUUCUCGGUCAGUGACUAGAGCAUACUUUAUGUAAUAAUCCACCACUGCUGAAUAUAUUAUAUGAGGGAAAUACUGAUGUUCAAGGACAAGAUGUGCAUUUUUGUGAUGAUGAAGUUAAAACUAUAGCACUUUUUCUAUUCAAUCUAGAAACUGUAUAAAUAAUGAAGUUGCCUCACCUGCAGUAUGUGUCAAUAUUAUCUGUGCCUUUGUUUUCUGUUUGAGAUGUUCAGAGGUGUGGAUAUUUCCUCGUCUUGCCUCUGUUGUCAGACUUCAUUAUUUGCUACUGAUGCUACUGGUUAAAGCAAAGUAAAUACUUUCACUUUGGUACAAUCGUAUGUUCAUAAGAAUGCUACAUGAAUUAUGUUUCAUUGUGUAAUAAUGGAGGAAAUCAUUGUGCUCUUUUGUUAAUGUUCCUCUUUUUAAUUAUCUUUGCUUAAAGUCAUGUUUACUCAAAAUGUUAUAUGAAGGAAGCUUUGAUAACACAUUUUAUCCACACAGAAGUUACCGCACGGUCAGGUUUUGGGAAUUUUUGGCACAAAAUUACUGUAAAACCUCUUCCUGUACACUGGUAACUUGCAUGCAUCCAAAGCCACAGCAAAAGGGUAAUUAUGAAACCCCACAGGUACUUUUAGUUUCAGAUUCAUGUAUUUACACAACUCAGGUUAUUUACUAUGUGAUAUGUUUGAUGUUUUGUCAAAAUUUUUACUAUGUGAAAGAAGUCAGUGAUAUAUUUGUCACAGUUUUUUAUGUUGCAAGAAUUAUUGCAUAUUCAAAAAUAAACAAAUUAAC